This is a messenger RNA of Pygoscelis adeliae (Adelie penguin), 2085 nucleotides long. Its product is annotated as complement component receptor 1-like protein. Bases 1 to 2085 code for a protein of 694 amino acids. NCBI's taxonomy places the organism in Eukaryota, Metazoa, Chordata, Aves, Sphenisciformes, Spheniscidae. The transcript has 13 exons. The record is from RefSeq and is a predicted model, not a curated record.
AUGCCAGGUCUCUCCAUCUCCUGCUGCCGGACCUCCAGCAUCUUUCUGAUGGAGUUUCUGUCGGUAGGUGCCUGCAGUGUUCCGCCACAUCUCGCAUCUGCAGAACUCAAAGAGCAAUACCGUCACAUUACCAGAUUCUCCAGUAUGGCAACGGUGGAAUACGUCUGUCGUCCAGGUUACAUAAGAAAUACUAACGUCCAAAACAGGUUGCUUUGUGGAAGGGACAAUAGGUGGCAGGGAUCGUGGGAGAUCUGUAUACCAAAGUACUGCAUCUACCCUGGAGAGCCGGACAACGGCAGACUCAUCCUAGAAGAAAACUUCAGUUUUGGUUCAUCCGUGAACUUCACCUGCAACACUGGGUACAGACUGGUUGGAAAUUCUCAAAUUCGAUGUGUGAUUAAAAGUGGGGUUGUUACGUGGGACAGAGAUAUUCCCAUCUGUGAGCCAAUACCAUGUUCCCCCCCUCCAAAAAUAGCUAAUGGAGAGCACAGCGGAGCUGACAAAGAGGUCUUUGAAUACGGAGUAUCUGUCACUUACCGGUGCCACACCGUCGAAAGGGGAGAGCAACCUUUCUCGCUGGUGGGAGAUGCCUCUAUUUUCUGUACAACCACAGAUAACAUAAAUGGUGUCUGGAGCAAGCCAGCCCCAGAGUGCAAAGUGAUUAACUGUGAGAAUCCGAGCGUGACGAACGGGAAGCUGCUGAGCGGGUACCGGCUUGCGUACACCUACAGAGACACUGUCAUGUUCGACUGCAACUUCCGCUACGCCAUGAACGGCAGCGAUGUAUCCACGUGCAAGGAAAACGGCCUUUGGGACCCUCCGCUGCCGCUCUGUCAGCUCAGUAGCUGUGACGACCCUCCAGAUGUGCAUAAUGCUGUUAAAGCAAAACUCGCUGGCAAUUUGUUUCCUGUGGAGACUGUCGUGACCUACGAGUGCAGGGAGGGCCACCAGUUCAGCCCGGACGAAACCACGUGGCACAUUAAGUGUCUGCCGGAUUUUACGUGGAGCGAAACUCCACCUCCUUGUGAAAGAAUUCGUUGCCCAGAUCCAGAUGUCAGGAAUGGAAAGCCCUUAAAUGUGUGGGAAGCUAAAGACCAUUAUGUGUAUGGAGACAGUCUGGAAAUUACGUGUAAUGAUGGCUAUGCUUUCAAAGGUCAUAGCAAUAACAUUGUGCUUUGGUGUUCAAGUGAUGGUAGAUGGGAUCCAGCGAUACCGGAGUGUACUCCAGAACGUCGUUGCCCAAAGCCAGAUACUGCUCAUGGAAGAGAGAUUUCUAAAAGCAAAAAUGACUACACAGUUGGGACCCGACUGAGGCUGGCGUGUGAUUCGGGCUAUGUCCUCAGGGGCCAGGACUCGACCGAGUGUCAGGCUGAUGUGAGCUGGGCUCCCCCGUUACCAUUUUGUGAUAAAGUCUGUGGCCCCCCUGCACAAAUCACCAACGGGCAGCACUCUGGCUUGAGAACAGAGCAGUUCCCCUAUGGCGCAGAGGUGACGUACAGCUGCACGGAGGGUCUGUCCCUCAUUGGGGAUGCCACCAUCUACUGCACCUCCGACGAUGGGGUGAACCUGGCGUGGAGCGGACCUGCCCCAGAGUGCAGGGGUGACUGUGGGUCCCCACCUCUCAUGACCCACUCCAGACCAUCCAGCGACGAGCACGCCAGCAGCUUCCCCGUUGGAUCCAGGGUGACAUACACAUGCAUUGAAGGCGCCAUCAAAAUUCCCGGGAGGUCGGACACGGUGGAGUGCCUGCCCGGCGCACGCUGGUCAAAACUGCCCGAGCCCUGCGGCCGGAGCUGUGCUGCCCCGACAAGGUUGCGGUUUGCUGCCCUGUCCAAGGAGGACGAGAGGAUUAACUUCUUUCCUGUUGGGACCAACGUGAGCUACGUCUGCCGCCCUGGCUACGAGAACACCUCGGAAAGUUCCCCCACCAGCACUUGCCUUGAAAACCUGGUGUGGUCGGAAGCUGCUGAGCUGUGCCGGAGGAGAUCCUGCGGCGACCCCGGAGCGCUGCCCGGGGGCGGGAUGGUCGCUCUCACAGACCUGCAGUUCGGUGCAAGAAUGAACGUGUUCUGCGACGACGGGUGA